AUCCCAAAUAAGUAGAAGAACUUCAAUGCAAUCCCAAAAUGUAAACAAAAAUAAAACAGUAUAAUAUUAGGUGGAAAUAGAAAUGUGUCAGAACGAUCAGUCUCUGCUAAUUCCGACACAACCUGAAUGCGGCAUAGUAGUUUGAAGCGAAAAGUCCAACAAAACAUCCUUGUUCUGAUGUGGUUCAAAUCCCUUAAGACUCGUAGUUCAGCUGAAGUAGAAGUCAACGGUCAAAAAGUAAUUAUAUUAUAAUAAUUAAUCAUUAUUUUUUGAUACAGAGUAAAGAGUCGUCUGUCAGUACAGGAAGUGACAUCAAAAUUCACGCUUCUUUGUCUGACGACCUUAUCCGGAGGAAGUGAGGCUUUGGUCGAGGCAGCCGCCUCACGAGUGAAAAAAAAAAAAAACUUGAAAAAAAAAAAAAAAGAAAAAAGGCCAGGAGGCGAGAAAAAACUUCGCUGCUUUGCAGGAAUUUGGACCGAUUGGAAAAGGAUUUUCAGAUCGUCCCCGUCCAGGAGAGUCCCGGGGAGGUUGACGGUGUCGUUGUUACGGAAAUCAUGGAAGACUCUCAUUUUAAUUCAUCGUACUUCUGGUCUCCAAUCCCCACCGUACCAGGACAGAUUGAAAAUGCCAUGUUCCUCAACAAGGUGAAAGAGCAACAGGAGAAGAGUGCUACCUUCUCCUCUUCUCCUGCAUCGCACUACCAAACAGCUCUGCUCACCAUCCCCACUCCUGGGACGAAGACAGAUGGAGGAGGGCAGGCUGGGAGUGUGUCACAUCUCCACCCUUCUCACAGCACCCAGAACAUGCUGUCUGUCCCCUCCACAGGCAUCAUGACAGCAGCAGGCCUGGUCAUCACAACUCCUCAGGGGACACUAGUGUCGCCCACCUCGUCUCAGUCAUUUGUUUCUGGUCACCCUGCAACGACCAUGAUUGUUUCAGCGCUCCAUUCUCCAGACAAAAAAGAAGGUGAUGGACCGACCCAUGUAGUCGUGAUGCCAGCACCCUCCAAACGGGGCAGGAAGAAGAAGAUGACAAUGGUCAGGGAAGGCACUGGGGAUGGAACGGGAAAUGAAACAAUAAUACUCGCUCAUCUGACAGCUGGGGCACAGGUUGCAUCUUUGCAACAGCAUCCUGGAGAUCCAUACGACCUGUCCAAUGAAGAGGAGGACCACUGUACAAAAGAUAGCACUAAAACCUACAGGUGCCGGAUGUGUGCGGCGACCUUCCUCAAUAAGUCUGACAUGCAGAUCCACUCCAAGUUGCACACAGAGGCCAAACCUCACAAGUGUCCUCACUGCGCCAAGUCAUUCGCCAACUCCAGCUACCUGGCCCAGCACAUCCGCAUCCACAGCGGGGCCAAGCCUUACACCUGCUCCUACUGCCAGAAAUCUUUCAGGCAGCUCAGUCAUUUACAGCAGCACACACGGAACCACACAGAGUCAAAGCCUCACAAGUGUCCACAUUGUACCAAAUCAUUUGCCAACUCCAGCUAUCUGGCCCAACAUGUCCGCAUCCACACCGGAGUGAAACCUUACUCCUGCUCGUUCUGCCAAAAGAGCUUCAGACAGCUCAGUCACCUUCAGCAGCACAACAGGAUUCACACAGGAGAUCGACCGUACAAGUGUUCACAUCCAGGCUGUGAGAAAUCCUUCACACAACUUUCAAAUUUACAGUCUCACCGGCGUCAACAUAACAAGGACAAGCCCUACAAGUGCACAAACUGCAAUAAAGGAUAUGUAGAUUCAGCAAGUUUGGAGGUGCACAUGUCCACACACACUGUCAAACAUGCAAGGAUCUACUCCUGUGGACUCUGCAACCGCACUUACACCUCAGAGACGUAUCUGGUGAAACACAUGGAGAAACACAACCCAGACCAGUUGAGUGCACCCGCAACACAACAGAACCAGAACCAAAGCCAAGCCCAGGGUCAGGCUGCAGCUCAGGGCCAGGUAGAGAGCGCAGAAGGAGGAUCGAGCCAACCAGGGGGAGCUGGGAGCGGAGGAGCCGGUGGAGGCCAGCAGGGGCAGAGCCAGGGCAGCUACCCCCAGACAGGGAGCAUCUCCUGUCCAUUUGACCUGCACCAGUAUAAAACAGUCUCUGCCAGUGACAUCCAGUACAAACCAGUCAGUGUAGCGGACAUUACUUCCCACAAGAACCUCUGUCUUACUGUGUCAGCAUCUACCAUUCAAGUGGAGCACCUCAACUCGUAGAGAUUUAUGAAAGGAUAAGUAUUUUGGUUGGGGAAGUUGCAUAUUGAUUCUAAAUAUGGAGGAUGAAGAAAAAAGCAAUAAUAAAAUGAUAGAAGAACUUUACAACAGAAAUGACUGUGCCUGAACGAUGGGUUGAGACUGACAGGAUAAACCGUGUUGUGACACAGUUAACUGAAGAUGAUAGUGUUUUUAGGACCCAAGCACAGGGGGUGCGAGGACCCUAUUGAAUUGAAAUCCUUAGGAUUGUUAUAAUUAUUUUGUACAUUUGGCUGGACUUUUGGGUAUCUGAACAUGCACGAAAACUCAUUAAAAUUGGCGUGGACAUGAGGCCUGCUGGAAAAUUUGGUAUUUUAUAGGUCCCCAAUAUGUGUGUGUGAAAUUGGCUCAAAAGUGCCCCCUAAACUCACAAAAAAAUACCACCUCUAGACACUGUUUCACCUACAGGAAUGAAAUUUGGUACGCAUAUACAGCUUCUUAUUACGCACAAAAUGUCUCUUAUAGUCAUUGGGAAUUCCCAACAGGAAGUCCGCCAUAUUGAAAAAAUGUGUAAAAGUUUGCCAUUCCCUGUGGUCCUUCUGGGAUUAACUUGUCAGACAGCUUUCAUCAGAACUAUGUAAAAUUUGUUUUCUAGCUAGAAGAGACUCAACAAAAGUUAUGCAACUUUUGUACAAAACUCAGAGUGUGGCCAUGAUGAGCCCUAAAAUUUGCAUAUUUUUAAGGAAAAAGGAAAUUGCUUAUAACUCAGCUGUGCAUAGUUCUAACUGAAUAAAAUUAUUAAUGUAUUAUGAGGCUUCAGACCCAACACACUUAUGUGGUAAUAUUUCUUGCAGAUCAUAGUGCCACCCAGGAAAUACAUUUUUACUUUCAGAGCUAUUUCUCCUAAUGUUUUGAUUAUUUCCUCAUUAAAUUUACUGGGUAAACCCUCAAGACAUUAGUCUGGAUGUGAAGCAAAAGUGGUGAUUUUUUUGUCAGAGGGCGUAGAUGUGCCGACACGGCGAACUAUGUUUUGGGCUUGAUGCCUCACCAUAAAAGUUCAAACUGCUAUAUGUCAGCUGUUUUUGAUCAUAUCUUUAUAAAAUGUUAUGUCCACAAUAAUAGUUUCAUCCUGAACACAUCUGCAUUUGAAAUUUUGGAGUUAGUCACAGCAUCACUUACUGGUAAUAGAAAGUUACUGCUUCUUUGUAAUCAACCAUGAUUCCUAUAUGGUUGAUCAAAUCUCACUCAGAUUUGCUCAGAAACAUCCAAAGACCUUUACUUUGCACCACUAUGAAGACCAUGACCAACACUGUGACCAUGGUGAUUUUUUGAUUGCCAUGAAACAGGAAGUAGUUUUAUCAAGUGGUAAAAAGGAUAAUACAGCCAUGAAACUUGGUUUAUAAAAUUCUAAGUGCAUGAACAAGGUCAUUAAUAUAAAUUUUGUUGGUAAGUGUGGCUUAUUGGCUCAGUUGCACCCCCUAGGAAAAUGUUAAAAAUGGGCCCCAGCAGCAAGUUCAACCUAUGAUUUUGAAAUUGGGAAGGUAUAUGUCUCUUGCCAGGACCUACAAAAAAAAAGCCUCUUGGACCCAUAUCGCCAUGUCAACAGAAAGUCCACCAUCUUUAUUUUUUGUAACAACAUUGGUCAACCCUAGCCAUUUCCAGGUGUUCUUCCAGGAGUAUCUCCUCUGAAAGCAUUCUUCUGAUUGACUCAAAACUGAGUUGCCUGCUAGAAGAGACCUUUGUGAAGAAAAGUUCUGAGGCUCAUGUACAAAACUCGAAGGGUGUGGCCAUGGUAACUCAUCUAACUUUCAUGUCCCAAAGUGACACAGAAACAGACUUUGUUCCAAAUAAAUGAAUGCAGCUCCUGCAAAGUUGACCAAAUCUGCCACAAAAUUGGUGUGAAACAUCCUUUAAGUGUUCCCAUGGUACAUAUUUUCAAGCCAACAGGUCUGACACUAAUCUAUUGCCUCAAAUCUGUUGCCAUGGUGACCCAUUAGUCACCAUGAAAGAGGAAGUAGUCUUUUGAAGGGUUUUGAAGAGCUCCAAAGGGCUUGUACUGCCAUGAAAACUGGUCGGAAUAAACACAGUGGAAAAAAAAUUGAAAGUUACAUGGGUUUAGUCUGUGGAUGCGUCUCAACGGCUUAGUGGUUCCUCCUAUCAACUGUUUAAAAAAUCAGCCCCAAAAACCCCAUACAUCCUAAAUAUUUGAAAAUUUGUACACAUAUUCAGCAUAACAGGACCCAUAAAAAGCCUCUUGACUCAUGUCACCAAAUCACAGGAAAUCUGGCAUUUUAAUUUUUAAAAACAAAUUGAAAAGAAUUUUAAAAGAAAAGAAAAAUGAAACUAUUUCUUGGGAUCCUUCUAGAAUAAACUUCAGGGAGUCUUCUGAUCCUUUUGAAAUUUGAACUGCAGGUAGAAGAUUUGCUGCUGCUUUGUUUAUGUGGAAUAAGACCUAGCUGUUAGACAGGUUAUGGCUACGAAUUGACUCAGUGCUGUCAUAACUGGAAAUAUUGCAUAUUUCAAUGGCCCACCUUUAUUAAGACAAAGCAAUAUUUUUAUUACAUGCUUUAAUCGGCUACACUGUUUUUGAUGUUUCAUGUUGGCUGUAAUGGACAAUACACAUCAGAGAAUCUUAGACUUUUUGUGUUUGAAAGAUGUCUCUAAAACAAUGCAUUUAGCAGCUAUGCCACAAGCCCAUUGUACACCAAAUUCUGAAGUGCGCGAAGGAGCGAGGGCCUGAUCAGUGCUGCUUGCAGCCCUAGUUUGUUUGUUUUUUUCCACUGGGUUUUCUCUUUUUUCUGCCAUUAAUUUUCCCCCCAUUGCUCAGCUGUUCCUGUCAGAAUAGAAAACGCAUGAAAAGCUGCAAUAAAGUAUAUUUCAGUCCAUCACAGUGAUGGGUUUUAUGAUAAGGAAGAGACUCAAGGGGUGGUGCUUGUCUUUAUUGUUUUACCACAUCCUGUUCUUCCAAAUACUUCUGUCAAAUCAGUUUAUGGCCUCCCUGUUCAAGAAAACUGGCAGUUGACUGUGAAGGUAAAUUUUUAUACUUUCUUACAGAGACUUUCAGUGUUUUGUUUUGUUUUUGUUUUUGUUUUUUUUGCUUUUUUACAUGAGUGUUUAAACCUCUGGAACGCUGUAAAAUAAAUGUCUGCUAUUAAUACUGUUAAAACAAAAAAGGGACAUCAAUGUUAUUUACUUUUCAGAAAAGACAAAUAGGUAUCUAGUAUAUAUGAGUAUAUACAACCAGUUUAUAAAGUAUGACUGUUUGAUUAUAGGAUGAGAUAAUCCAUAUAAUCUUUUUAGACCUGUUCACAUGCAUUCACAUAGUCUUUAGGCAAAGGUGUAAACAGUUCACAUUUCAUGUUUUCCUAUUGUACUGCUUUGUGUCUGUCGUUAGAGUAAUGUUAUCCAAAAAUGUUGUUGCUAUACUUUCAUAACAACUUGUAUACCACAUCUUCAUGCACAUACCACAUGCCAUUGUUUUUUUUUUCUUUAUGAGCUUAAAAUGUAAUAAACCCAUCAGAAAUGUU
Cheilinus undulatus (humphead wrasse) is the source of this 5713-nucleotide messenger RNA. RefSeq names its product zinc finger protein 384 b (gene znf384b). The record is from RefSeq and is a predicted model, not a curated record. Gene Ontology annotation, biological process: regulation of transcription by RNA polymerase II. Bases 555 to 2210 code for a protein of 551 amino acids. The transcript has 11 exons. Gene Ontology annotation, molecular function: RNA polymerase II cis-regulatory region sequence-specific DNA binding; DNA-binding transcription factor activity, RNA polymerase II-specific. NCBI's taxonomy places the organism in Eukaryota, Metazoa, Chordata, Actinopteri, Labriformes, Labridae. Gene Ontology annotation, cellular component: nucleus.